Astrephomene gubernaculifera is the source of this 13724-nucleotide messenger RNA. NCBI's taxonomy places the organism in Eukaryota, Viridiplantae, Chlorophyta, Chlorophyceae, Chlamydomonadales, Astrephomenaceae. The record is from the annotation of a GenBank genome assembly.
ACCUUUGAGAAAAGGUAUCGUAAUUCAGUCUGUACUCUACCGUUUUGCCCGCUACGCACAGGGUUGGCUCUUUGAAAGCAACGCCAUUGCUUGUGACCAGCCUGUUAAGUAUUCAUACCGGUUAUCAAAGCCUUUAUAGUAAACGUCUUCUGCCUACUUAAGCUGUGUUUGGUCAACGUUAUCGGGAACAUAGCAAAGACAUUUGUGAACUCCAUACCAUUCGCUUCUCUUUAAGCAACGCUACUGUUCAUACUUGUGGGCAUGACAGCUGGAGGCAGCAUUAUAAUAGCAUGCUAAGUAGUCCUUAAGGGCCGCAGCGCAGAAUGCCGAGUGGCGACAAGGCCCGGGGCACCUUGGAGCUCCCGGUCCCAGAGUCGCCCACAUGGCUGCCAUCUAUCGCUCAAGGGCGAACGACGCCACGGGCGGGCAGUCCAGGCGUCGGCUUUACCCUUCCUAAGACGCGGAACAUCCCCGUGCCGCACACGCUAAAGAGCAAUGCGGAGCUAUUCAGCAUCGGGACGUUGCCUCAGAUGACCCAGCUUGAGAUCGGGACCCGCAAAAGGAAGUCCGCAAUCCCAAAGCUGCCAUCUAUCGACAAGCGGCCGUCUCUACAGGACGGACAGCAGCAGUCGCAGCUCUUCAAGCGGCCGCCCCGCUCGGAGCCAUCCACUGAGCUGAGCGAUUCGCCGGGCGAGGAGGAUGGCCCGGAAGAGGAGGAGGAGCCUGAGGGCCCGCGCAUUGACGAGCGGGACGCCGCCUACGAUCCGGACCUCAUCCCGGGCAUCAACACGGGCGAAGAUGUGGUGGAGUUUUACGGAAAAUUCGGGCAGGACUCGGCCGUUAAGUUCUUUUACUGCAACAGGGCCCCUGAGGGCGUGCGGUUCCGGCCGUACGACCUCGUCGUGGUGCGGAGGCAGAAGAUUGGGCCCGAGUACUUCACUGUCAGCGCCACGGGUGUCAUGCGGAUCAAGCGUGGUGUACAGGCCGAGUUCACGCCGCUGUCUGAGUGGGUGCGGGAGAAGACGCUGUUUGACCUGAUCAGCGCCAUCGGCUUCUUCCGCAACUACCUCACCGGCAGGUGCUUUCGGCGCUGGCUCAAGGCUGUGCGCCAAAAGAACUUCAACAAGGUCAAGGCGCAGAUCGGGGACAGCCUGUUUCUGGCGAAGGGAACGUUCUGCCCGCACCUGCUGGAGAUCUACACGGCGGUGGACGAGGUGCGCUCCACGCCCUUCGCCUCCGCCAACGCCACGCACCUGUACACGCUACAAGAGUAUGCGGAGCUGCAGGUCAACGCGCGGGAGCACAAGGCCAAGCCCGCGCUGGAGGCAAUCGUGGAGAAGGUGCAAAAGGUGCUGGAGCGCGUGUGUCGGGAGGUGCAGAAGCAGGCGCGGCUGUACCAGCAGAGCGUGCGGGACCAGGCGGAGCUGGAGGACACGACGGGUGUGGAGCUGCUGCAGGGGCGCAGCGCGGGGUGCGCGCGGCCCAUGAUAACCAUCAAGCGCGAGAAGAUUGAGCGCGCGCAGAACUUUGCGCGGGUGAUGCGGGAGGUGACGAUGCUGGGCUCGUUCAUUCGCCUGGCGGACUACCUGUUCGUGGAAGGUGUGAUCAGCCGCGCGGUGACGACCACGGAGGAGGUGCUCAGCUUGCUGACCGCGCCCAAGACCUCGGCCGACAAGCAGAGCAAGGGCGUGUUCACCACCAUCAUUGGCUUCAUCCCGGAGGGCAUCACCUUCACCCCCGACGACACAGCGAUGCAAGAGGAGCUGAACAACGUGAUCGAGGGCAUCAUAAACCUGGCGCAGCAGGCGCCGCGGCUCAUCUUCAUGCGCGCCUUUGCGCAGUACUUUGAGGGCAAGCCCUCCGGCCUCAACCCCGCCAACGUCAUCCGCUCCUCACCCAACUUCAACGAGCUGCGGAACUCCAUCACGGCAAGCAUCCAGGAGGACUUUGCGGCGGCCAGAGAUUACGUCAGGCUCUUCGAGGCGUACCGCAUGGUGUACGACUUUGGCCGUACUUGGAGCUACGAGGCGUACUCGAGCCGGCCCAAGAGCCUGCGUGAGAUCCGCCGCGACAUGCACAAGCAGCGCGAGUGGCGCAACGAGCUGGAUCGCAUGAAGAUCUUCAACGUGGUGGGCUGCCUGUACGUGGACAGCAAGAGCCUGCGCAACGACCUGAUGCCCAUCACGCUGAACACCCUGGAGCGCAUCAAGGGCCUGCUGCUCACCAUGGCGCGCGAAACCUGCAUCUCGGUGCUGGACGACGUCAACUUGCGUAUCCAGCUGCUGCAGGCCCGCCCCACAGCGCUGGACGAGUUCAUGGCCUACCAGGUCAUGCACGCCAAGCAGGUGGAGAGCAAGAAGGCGGUGCUGGCGGCGGCGGCGCAGGUGGACGACAUGUACGACAUGUUGGCCGCGUACGAGCAAAAGGUCCCGACCACCGAUGCGGUUAAGCACGACGACUUGCGCGACGCUGCGGGCACCUUCAUCACCGAGCUCACCAGCGGCAAGGAGUUCAUGGCAGACAACAAGGCGGUCCAGCAGGACUCCCUGGCCUCCAACAUCGCCCGCACGCACGAGGAGCUGGCCGGGAUCAUGGCAUCCCUCAACAAGGGCGACUACGUCAACCCAGAUGCCGACGCGGAGAGCGUGCUCAAUGAUCUGGAGAAUGUGCUGUCGCAGCUACGCGAGCUGUCCACCGCCUGCGACACGUACAAGGAGUACCAGACGCUGUUCGAGCUGGAAACGGACGCCUUCGCGGACCUGACGGCCGUGGAGAAGGAGGCCAACGCCAAGUACCAGCUGUGGAAGAGCCUGUACGACUUCAUGGAGAAGAGCCACAACUGGACGGAGGACCCCAUCUUGGACGAGGGCAACAUGUCGCAGAUGUCCAUCGAGGCCAUCCGCGCCGAGGUGGAGGAGUACGCGCAGCGCGCCUACAAGAUGGGCAAGGCGGCCAAGGAGGACCAGGUGGUGAUCCGCCUCAAGGACUGCAUCGACGACUUCAAGCAGAUCCUGCCCCUCAUCGAGGAGCUUGCGAACCCCGCACUCAAGACGCGGCACUGGGAGCAGAUCUUCAAGCUCAUCGACGCCGAUAUUCCGCCCAACGACAACGGCAUUGGCUACGCGCCCUUCUCCGUACGCAUGCUGCUGCAGUACAAUGCGCUGGACCGGUACGAGCCUAUCCAGGCCAUCAGCGGUGUGGCGUCCAAGGAGUACAGCUUGGAGAAGGUGCUGGAGAAGAUGGACAACGACUGGCGCGGCGUGGAGUUCCGAUGCAUCGAAUACAAGGACACCGGUACCUUCAUCCUGGGCGGUACGGACGAGAUCCAGGCGCUUCUGGACGACCAAAUCGUCAAGACGCAGGCCAUGCGUGCCUCGCCGUACAUCAAGCCGCUGGAGGGCCAGGCCACCAGAUGGGAGACCAUGCUCACCACCCUGCAGGAUAUGCUUGACAACUGGCUGACGUGUCAGGCCACCUGGCAGUACCUGGAGCCCAUCUUCAGCUCACCCGACAUCCUCAAGCAGAUGCCGGAGGAGGGCGAGAAGUUCCAGCUAGUGGACCAGUCAUGGCGUGAGCUGAUGGAGUCAACCGCUGCCGCGCCUGCAUGCGUCACUGUCGCGGAGGAGCGGGAGAAGCUGCUGGCGCUGCAGGAGGCUAACCGGCUGCUAGAGGAGAUCCAGAAGGGCCUUGCCGCCUACCUGGAGCUCAAGCGCCUGGCCUUCCCGCGGUUCUUCUUCCUCUCGAACGACGAGAUGCUCGAGAUCCUUUCCGAGACCAAGGACCCCACGCGCGUGCAGCCGCACCUCAAGAAGUGCUUUGAGGGCAUCGACCGGCUUCGCUUUGAGGGCCCGGCGCCAGACAUCACGGGUAUGAUCAGCUGCGAGAAGGAGGUGGUGCCGCUCAAGACCAAGAUCAAGCCCGCAGAGGCUAACGGCAGCGUGGAGAAGUGGCUGGUGCAGGUGGAAGCAGGCAUGGUGGAAUCGGUGCAGGAGAUGUGCCGCCGCGGCGUGCUGAGCUAUCCCACCGUGCCACGCGAGCGCUGGGUGCUGGAGUGGCCGGGUCAGGUGGUCCUCGUUGUUACGGCGAUCUACUGGACACGGGAAGUGGUGGCAGCGAUCACCAGCCCUUCCCCGACUGCGUUGGCGGAGUGUGCGGAUCGCAACACGGCGCAGCUGGGCAGCAUCGUGUCGCUGGUGCGCGGCGAGCUCUCCAAGCUGAACCGCGCCACGCUGAGUGCGCUGGUGGUGAUGGAUGUGCACGCACGCGAUGUGGUGGUAGCACUGGCGGCGGAGAAGGGCGUGGCGGGCGACCCCAACCACUUCAGCUGGCUCAGCCAGCUGCGCAUGUACUGGGAGGUCAAGAACCCCGCCCAGGCGGACUCGGACGAGGGCACCAUCAUGGUGCGUAUGAUGAACGCGGAGGUGGAGUACGGCUACGAGUACCUGGGCAACAGCAUGCGCCUGGUGGUGACACCGCUGACCGAUCGCUGCUACCGAACCCUCAUCAGCGCCAUCCACCUCAACCUGGGAGGAGCGCCAGAGGGGCCCGCCGGUACGGGCAAGACGGAGACCACCAAGGACUUGGCCAAGGCACUUGCACGGCAGUGCGUGGUGUUCAACUGCUCUGACACCCUGGACUACCAGACGAUGGCGAAGUUCUUCAAGGGUCUAGCCAGCAGCGGCGCCUGGGCUUGCUUCGACGAGUUCAACCGCAUCGACCUGGAGGUGCUGUCCGUGGUGGCGCAGCAGGUUCUGGAGAUCCAGUUGGCCGUCAAGCAGCGCGUCAAGUCUUUCUUCUUCGAGGGCACUGAGCUGCCGCUGCGACCCACAUGCAACGUCUUCAUCACCAUGAACCCCGGCUAUGCCGGUCGCUCGGAGCUGCCGGAUAACCUCAAGGCGCUGUUCCGUACGGUGGCCAUGAUGGUUCCCGACUAUGCGCUCAUCUCGGAGAUCAUGUUGUACAGCAACGGCUACCUGCAGGCCCGCGAAUGCGCGCGCAAGAUCGUGGCAACCUACAAGCUCUGCUCCGAGCAGCUCUCCAGCCAGGACCACUAUGAUUAUGGCAUGCGUGCUGUGAUGGCCGUGCUGCGUGCCGCUGGCAACCUCAAGCGGCGCUUCCCGGACUCUGACGAGUUCGUACUGAUGCUGCGAUCCAUCAUCGACGUCAACCUCUGCAAGUUCCUGAGCCACGACGUGCCGCUGUUCAACGGUAUCGUGUCAGACCUCUUCCCUGGCGUGGUGCUUCCCGAGCCCGACUACGGCCACCUGAUGGAGGCCAUGAAGCGCCAGUGCUCGCUGCUCAACCUGCAGCCCACCACGUACUUCCUCAUGAAGACCAUCCAGCUGUACGAAAUGGUGGUUGUACGGCAUGGCCUCAUGACCGUUGGCCAGCCCUUCAGCGGCAAGUCUGCCAGCCUUAAGGUCCUGGCCGGCGCGCUAACGGACCUGUUCGACCGCGGCAUUUCUGGAGCGCUAUACAACAAGGUGCAGCUGCGCACGAUUAACCCCAAGAGCGUGACCAUGGGGCAGCUGUACGGAGAGACGGACCGCGCUACACAGGAAUGGAAGGACGGUGUGCUAGCGGUUACGUUCAGGUCUCUGGCGGCGGACCCGUCUGAGGACCGCAAGUGGCUGGUGCUGGACGGCCCGGUGGACGCCAUCUGGAUCGAGAACAUGAACACCGUGCUGGACGACAACAAGAAGCUCUGCCUGCCCAACAGCGAGAUCAUCCAGAUGAGCUCCACCAUGUCCAUGAUCUUCGAGGUGGGCGACCUGGCCGUGGCUUCCCCCGCCACCGUGUCGCGCUGCGGCAUGGUAUACCUGGAGCCGCACCAGCUGGGCUGGAACCCGUUGCUGACCAGCUGGCUGGCCACACUGCCGCGCAGCCUGGGCUCCAAGGUCCGCAAACACCUGGAGCAGCUCUUUGACUGGCUCAUGCCGGCAUGCCUCAGGUUUGUGCGCAAGGAUGCCAAGGAGGUGAGCCCCACGGAGGACAUCGGCUUGGCGCGCGCCACCAUGCGCCUCAUGUCCAGCCUCCUCACAGAGGACUUUGGCCCGAUGCUCAACGCAAGCGCCGUGGCAGCUGCGGAAAAGGCUGAGGCGGAGAAGGCAGCCGCUGCUGCGGCCGCUGCAGCGCCAGCUGCAGCUGCCGGCGCGCCUCCCUCGACGCCGGGUUCUGCUCCGCCGACGCCACCAGAGGGCGCGGCCAAUGGCGGCGGCGCCAGGCCGUCGGCCAGUGAUGCGGGCGAGCCGCCGGAAGACAAGCCGGAGGAGGCGCCUGGGGAGGAUGACGCACCGCCAGGGGCGUCGUACGACGACAACACGAAGAUCGUGCUGGUGGAGGCAGCCUUCCUGUUUGCGCUUGUCUGGUCCGUGGGCUGCACCGGGGACGGCGAGAGCCGCCGCAAGUUCGACAGUUUCCUUCGCAGCAUCCUUUCGGGCAUCGUGCCAGACGGCUACCUGGACUACAUUAACCCCAGCCUCAAGGUGCACAUGUCCAUCCCACCGCCGCCUCCCGAUGGUGGAGCCACCGUGUUCGACUAUGCGCUCCAGAAGCGCACCACCGGCCGCGGCCUUGUUCCCGGCAGCUGGCAGCUGUGGACGGACACCAUCCCUGCUCUGGACAUCCCGGCAGACGCGCAGUUUGCGGACAUCAUCAUCCCCACAAAGGACUCUGCAAGGUACACCUUCCUGCUUGACACCGCCCUCCAGAACAACCAGCCUCUGCUGAUGGUGGGCCCGACCGGCACCGGCAAGUCCACCUACAUCAACCGGCACCUGGUUUCGGGGCUGCCCAAGGACAAAUGGACGCCCAUCUUCGUCACCUUUUCCGCGCGCACGACCGCCAACAUGGCUCAGGACCAAGUGGAUGGCCGCCUGGACAAGCGGCGUAAGGGCGUCUAUGGACCACAAGUGGGCCGCAAGGCCGUGCUGUUCGUGGACGAUCUCAACAUGCCUGCUAAGGAGACGUACGGCGCGCAGCCACCCAUCGAGCUGCUGCGCCAGGCCCUGGACCACGGCGGUUGGUACGGCCGCGACAACCACUUCCGUACGCUUGUGGACGUUCAGCUGGUGGCAGCCAUGGGACCGCCGGGAGGUGGUCGUACAUUCGUCACCAACCGCUUUUUGCGCCACUUCAAUGUGCUAGCGCUAUCGCAGGUGGCCGAUGACUCCCUGGUGCACAUCUUCCGCACCAUCCUGGACUGGCACCUCACCACCAACGCCUUCCCUCAGCCCGUUGCGGACCUGUCCAGCGCCCUCAUCGGAGCCACACUGGAGGUGUAUAGCCAGUCCAUGGCAAAGCUACUGCCCACACCCACCAAGAGCCACUACGUCUUCAACUUGCGCGACUUUGCACGCGUGGUGCAGGGCGUCAUGAUGUUGCCGCGAGACAGCCUGCCCAAGCCCGCCGACGCGCUGGACGAGACGGUGGUGCAGCACCAGUGCGUGUCGCUGUACCGCCGGCUGUGGGUGCACGAGGUGUUCCGGGUCUUCUACGACCGCCUGGUGGACGACGUGGACCGGCAGUGGCUCAUCAUGCAGGUUAAGACAACGGUGGCCGCGCACCUGGGUUGCGGGUUUGACACGCUGAUGGAGGGGCUGCUGUCGGAGGCGGACAAGAAGUCAGGGCGGAGCAUCACCCAUGAGGACAUGCGGCGGUGCUUCUUCGGCGACUACGCUGACACCAACGAGCCGGAGCCCUCAAUGCGGAAGUACGCGGAGGUGCAGGAUGUGGCCACGUUGGUUACCACGAUGGAGGAGUACCUGGCGGACCAUAACGGCACCUCUAAGCGCCCCAUGAACCUGGCCAUGUUCCUCUUCGCGGUGGAGCACGUCAGCCGCAUCUGCCGCCUGCUGAAGCAGCCAGGCGGCAACAUGUUGCUGGUGGGUGUGGGCGGCAGCGGCCGCCAGAGCCUGACGCGGCUGGCUGGCUUCAUCUGCGGCAUGGAGGUGCUGCAGGUGGAGAUCGCCAAGAGCUACGGCCGCACCGAGUGGCGCGAGGACCUCAAAAAGGUGCUCCGGCGUGCGGGUGCGGAGCUCAAGUCGGUGGUGUUCCUGUUCAGCGACACGCAGAUCAAGGACGAGUCCUUCCUGGAGGACAUCAACAACAUCCUCAACAGCGGCGAGGUGCCCAACAUGUUCCCCCAGGACGAGCGCAUGCAGAUCAUGGAGGCCGUGCGUCCGCGAGCUGCCAAGCGCGGUCUGGAGACGCCGCUGGAGCUGUGGGGCUACUUUGUGGAGACGUGCCGCCGCAACCUGCACGUGGUGCUGUGCUUCAGCCCCAUCGGUGAUGCAUUCCGGGAGCGCCUGCGUGCCAACCCCUCCAUCGUCAACUGCUGCACCAUUGAUUGGUUCCAGACGUGGCCUCGCGACGCGCUGGAGGCAGUUGCCUUCAAGUUCCUGCGGGAGAUGGAGCUGGACGAGCAGACACGCACGCAGCUGGUGCAGCUGUGCCAGGCUUUCCACUCCAGGAUCCGUGAAGCCAGUGAGGACUUCAGGGUUCAGCUGGGCCGCCACAACUACGUGACGCCUACCUCGUACCUGGAGCUCAUCAACACGUUCAGGACACUGCUGGACUCCAAGCGCGCCGCCAACCGCAAGGCCCACUCGCGCUACGUCGUGGGUCUUCAAAAGCUGGAGAGCAGCGCGGAGCAGGUGGCGGGCAUGCAGGCGGAGCUGCAGGCGCUGCAGCCGCAGCUGGUGCGGACGGUGGCGGAGGUGGAGAGCCUCAUGGGCGUCAUUGCCCGCGAGAAGGCCGAGGUGGUGGAGCCCAAGGCUGCCAUCGUGAAGGGUGAGGAGGCCAAGGCGCAGGGCAAGGCCGACGCCGCCAAGGCUAUCAAGGACGAGUGCGAGGCAGACCUUGCGGAGGCCUUGCCCAUCCUUAACGAGGCGUUGGCUGCACUGGACACCAUCGACGAGAAGGACAUUAACUACAUCAAGAAGCUGGGCAACCCGCCCAACAUCAUCAAGCUAGUGCUCGAGGCCGUGUGCGUCAUUCUGGACGUGAAGCCCGCCAAGGUCAAAGACGAGUCGGGCAAGAUGGUUCUGGACUACUGGAAGCCUUCCGUGGCGCUCAUGAACGAGAAGGAUUUCCUGCAGCGGCUCAGGUUGUACGACAAGGACAACAUCCCGCCGCGCAUCAUCGGCGAGAUUCGGGAGCGCUACUGCAAGAACGAGGCCUUCACGCCUGCGGCUGCACGCAACGCCUCGCCAGCUGCCGAGGGCAUGUGCAAGUGGGUGCACGCCAUGAGCAGCUACGACAAGGUGGCAAAGGUGGUUGCGCCCAAGAAGGCAAAGCUGGCGGAGGCGGAGGCGCAGUAUGAGGAGGUCAUGGUGGGUCUGCGCGCCAAGCAGCAGGAGCUGGCGGACCUGCGCGCCAAGCUGGCCGCCAUGGAGGGCGACCUGCGCACCAACACCAAGAAGAAGGAGCGACUGGAGCAGGAGGUGGCGCUGUGCAGUGUCAAGCUGGAGCGCGCGGAGAAGCUCAUCGGUGGUCUGGGCGGUGAAAAGGUGCGCUGGACGGAGUCAGCUCAGGCGCUCAAGACGGCGGCGGUGGCGCUGACGGGUGACAUGCUGGUGGCCGCGGGCAUCAUCGCCUACUGCGGCGCCUUCACGGCCUCCUUCCGGCAGAACAUCAUUGAGAACUUCCUGGAGCUGGUCAGGAGCGCAAACAUCCCGCACACGCCUCGUUUCAGCCUGGCGGCUGCUCUGGGCGACCCGGUCCGCACGCGCGAGUGGCUCAUUGCCGGCCUGCCCAACGACUCGUUCUCGAUUGAGAACGGCAUCAUAGUGGCACAUGCGCGGCGGUGGCCGCUCAUGAUUGAUCCGCAGGGCCAGGCGAACAAGUGGGUCAAGAACCUGGAGAAAGAGCACAAGCUGCAGGUGAUCAAGCUGUCGGAGGGCGGUGAGUACCUGCGCGUGCUGGAGAACGCCAUCCAGUUCGGGCUGCCGGUGCUGCUGGAGAAUGUGGGCGAGGAGCUGGACCCCUCGCUGGAGCCGCUGCUGCUCAAGCAGACGUUCAAGUCCAUGGGCGUUACGUGCAUUCGCCUGGGAGAUGCCACCAUUGAGUACAGCGCUGACUUCAGGUUCUACAUCACCACCAAGCUGCGCAACCCGCACUACCUGCCCGAGGUGGCGGUCAAGGUGACGUUGCUCAACUUCAUGAUCACCCCCGCCGGUCUGGCGGACCAGCUGCUGGGGGUGGCGGUGGCGACGGAGCGACCCGAUCUGGAGGAGCAGAAGGCGCAGCUGGUGCUGCAAGGCGCGGAGAACACUCGGCGGUUGGCGGAGAUCGAGGAUCGCAUUCUGGAGGUGCUGUCCAACAGCACAGGCAACAUCCUGGAGGAUGAGACCGCCAUCUCCAUCAUUACGCAGGCCAAGACCCUGGGUAAUGAGAUCCAAGAGAAGCAGCGUGCUGCCGAGGUGACGGAGCGCGAGAUCGACGUGGCUCGCACCGGCUACAAGCCCUGCGGUGACUACACCUCCAUCCUGUUCUUCUGCAUCUCCGACCUGGCCGCAAUCGACCCCAUGUACCAGUACUCGCUGCCCUGGUUUGUCAACCUGUUUGUGGCUUCCAUGCACAGCGCGGAGCCAAGCUCUGUGCUGGAGCGGCGGCUAGAGAACAUCUACGACCAUUUUACCUACUCGCUCUACCGCAACGUGUGCAGGUCUUUGUUCGAGAAGGACAAGCUGCUCUUCGCCUUCCUGCUCUGCACACGCAUCCUGGAAACACGUGGCCGCAUCGACACCGACGAGUACAUGUUCCUGCUCACAGGCGGUCUGGGCGGCGCGGCCGACCCGCGCUCCAACCCCGCACCCGACUGGCUCGUGGAGCGCGGCUGGCGCGAGCUCUGCCGUCUUGACCGUCUGCCGACCUUCAUGGGCCUUGCCGAUGCAUUCGCUUCAGAUCCCGACGCAUGGCGGCCGCUGUACGACGCCAGCGAACCGCACCGCAUGACGCUUCCCGGCCUGUACAACUCCCUAGACACCUUCCGCAAGCUCCUCAUCGUGCGCUGCAUCCGGCCGGACAAGGUAGUGCCCGCGGUUCAGGACUUCGUUGAAAUUAACCUGGGCAAGAAGUACGUGGAGCCGCCGCCGUUUGACCUGGCGGCUUGCUACGCGGACUCGGCACCCACCACGCCGCUUAUCUUUGUGCUGUCGCCUGGCUCCGACCCAACAGCAGCGUUGCUGCAGUUCGCAGGCGAGCGCAACAUGAGCAGCCGCCUGAUGGCGAUCUCACUUGGGCAGGGCCAGGGGCCCAAGGCCUCGGCCAUGAUUGCGGAGGGUGCACGCAGUGGAACGUGGGUGGUGCUCCAGAACUGCCACCUGGCUCCUUCCUGGAUGCCCAUGCUGGACAAGAUUUGCGAGGAGUUGCAGCCCGACGUGACGCACAACGAGUUCCGGCUGUGGAUGACGUCGUACCCCAGUCCCAAGUUCCCGGUCAACAUCUUGCAGAACGGCGUCAAGAUGACCAACGAGCCGCCCAAGGGCAUCAAGGCCAACAUGCGGCGCUCCUACAUGAUCGAGCCCAUCUGCCAGGACAAGGAGUUCUUCGAGGCGUGUUCCAAGCCGGGGCCCUUCAAGAAGCUGCUGUUUGGGCUGGUGUUCUUCCAUGCGCUGGUGCAAGAGCGGAGGAAGUUUGGGCCGCUGGGCUGGAACAUUCCGUACGGCUUCGACGAUGGCGACCAGCGCAUCAGUGUCCGGCAGCUCAAGAUGUUCCUGGACGAGGCUCCCGUCGGCGCACAGCCACCCUUCGCGGCCCUGCGCUACGUCACUGGCGAGUGCAACUACGGCGGCCGCGUGACGGACGACAAGGACCGCCUGCUGCUCAACACCGUCCUGGAGCUCUGCUACUGCCCCGAAAUCAUCGCCGAUGACAACUACAAGCUCUCCUCCUCCGGACUCUACUACGCACCCGCUGAAGGCGACCGCGCCUCCUACCUCGCCUACAUCGACACGCUGCCCAUCAUACCGCUCCCCGAGGCAUUUGGCCUGCACGAGAACGCGGACAUCGCCAAGGACCAGAGCGACACAGCGGCCAUGUUCGCCUCUCUGCUGGCCAUGACAGGCGCCGCAGGUGGCAGCAGCGGUGGUGGCGGCAGCUCGGCCGAGGACCGUGUGGCGGCGCUGGUGACGGAGUGCCUGGCGCGGUUGCCGCCGCAGUUCGACGUGGAGACCAUCCAGCGGCGCUGGCCGGUGAAGUACGAGGAGUCGAUGAACACGGUGCUGGUGCAGGAGUGCAGUCGCUUCAACAAGUUGCUGGCAGUGCUGCACGAGUCGCUGGCGAACAUCCGGCUGGCCAUUCAGGGUCUGCUGGUGAUGUCAUCGGAGCUGGAGGCGGCGUUCAGCUCCAUCGCGAUUAAUCAGGUGCCUGAGCUCUGGAAGCGCCGCUCCUACCCCUCUCUCAAGCCGCUGGGCUCCUACCUGGAGGACCUCUACGCGCGCCUUGACAUGUUCACCUCCUGGGCCACCCACGGCCCGCCCGCCAGCUUCUGGCUGCCCGGCUUCUUCUUCGUGCAGUCCUUCCUCACCGCCUCGCUCCAAAACUACGCGCGCCGGCGCAAGGUGCCCAUCGACACCGUUGGGUUCGGCUUCGAAACCCUGGGCAUGGAGCACACCGCCUACCGGCAACCGCCCAGCGAGGGCGUGUACGUGCACGGCAUGUUCCUGGAGGGCUGCGGCUGGGACCCGGUUGCGCAGCGCCUGUGCGAGAGCCAGCCCAAGGUGCUGUUCGUGACCGCGCCCGUGAUGUGGCUCCGGCCGCGGCCUGCGGACCAGCGCCAUGACUACCCGCACUAUGACUGCCCGCUGUACCGAACGGCAGACAGGCGCGGUGUGCUGGCCACCACCGGGCAUUCCACCAACUUUGUGAUGUUUGUGAAGCUGCCCACGGACGAGCCGCCCAGCCAUUGGAUCAUGCGGGGCGUGGCGUUGCUGACGCAGCUGUCGGAUUAAAGGGUGUAAGAGGGAGGGGAAAAGGGAGGAAGAGGGCGAGGCACUACUGGGAUUUGCCGGGAGUCCAGGUGGCCGCUGUAGAGGUGAUUGUAAGGAGUGUCCGGGCUGCAACGCCCAUGCACCGGGUUGUCAACUCUGUUGUAUGUGCUGGGUUAUGGUUUGUUGGGGCGACAUGACUAGCAUGAUGCUUUUCGCUAUGUUUGACCUGUAGACGUGAUGACGAUGUGCCAUCAUGUUGCCACGGUCCAGCGUGAGAAGUGUGCAGUAUGUGCUGAACUUGACCCUUAACCGUUGACCCAGCAUGGUGACGUAAACUUGGAUACGGAACAGCGUGAAUAGGCAAUCUGCACUGCGCUGUGACCAUUAGUUAUAGCCUGCACAGCGCGAGUAAGUCGUACGGCCAUGGGAGUUAUGCAGAUUAUCGUGAUCCCUCUUAGCAGUCUGCGUACGAUGCAGCUCCGCGGCGAUGCAGCUAUGUAUUUUGCUGUACAGGUUAGAGCACUACUGGCGGCGCUGCAUGUCGGCUCAAUUCCACAUGCAAUGCCGCAAUCCUGCAGUGUGCAGAUGUAGGGUUUCAGGCCAGCUUUAUAUUAAUAGGAAUGCUUGUGCGUCGAAGUUAAAUAAGCAUGAGAUAAGGAAGCCUGCGGCUGUCGUGUGAUGAAGCCGGUGGUGAAGGCGUCGACUAUCUCAACAGCCCACGGUGAAACUGAGCACUGUUCCCGGCAAGGCGGCGCUGGGGCUCCAUAGGGAGUGUAACAAAACCACGGCAUU